AUGACUACUAGGAGUGAACACCAUCAAACGGUUCCUCUUUCGGUUCUUUUGAAACGUGAAUUGAUGAAUGAGAAAAUUGAGAAACCUGAGAUUAUUCAUGGUCAAGCUGGGCAAAGCAAAAAAGGAGAGGAUUUAACAUUGUUAAAGUCUGAAUGCCAGAGGAUGGUUUCUGAUGGGGUCUAUACAUAUUCUGUUUAUGGGCUAUUUGAUGGACACAAUGGAUCUGCUGCUGCUGUUUAUUCUAAGGAGAAUCUUCUAAAUAAUGUUUUAAGUGCAAUUCCUCCCGAUCUUAAUGGAGACGAGUGGUUAGCAGCAUUGCCUAGAGCCUUGGUUGCAGGCUUUGUAAAAACUGAUAAAGAUUUUGCACAGAUCGGAAAAAAAUCAGGAACAACUGUCACCUUUGUGAUUAUAGAAGGAUGGGUUGUAACAGUUGCAUCAGUUGGUGAUUCCCGCUGCGUACUAGAAUCUUCUGAAGGCGGGAUUUAUUACUUGUCAGCAGACCAUAGGCUAGAAACAAAUGAAGAGGAGAGGGUUCGCAUCACUUCUAGUGGGGGUGAGGUUGGUCGUUUAAAUACUGGGGGAGGUGCAGAGGUUGGUCCUUUGAGAUGUUGGCCAGGUGGCUUGUGCCUUUCACGAUCUAUCGGAGAUAUGGAUAUUGGUGAAUUUGUUGUCCCUGUGCCACAUGUAAAACAAGUGAAGUUGUCCACUGCCGGAGGCCGGCUUGUUAUCUGCAGUGACGGUGUUUGGGAUUCUUUACCUGCAGAAGUGGCUCUUGAUUGUUGUCGUGGCAUGUCAGCAGAGGCUGCUGCACCGCAGAUUGUAAAAGAAGCUUUACAAGCAAAGGGACUUAGAGACGAUACAACCUGCAUCGUUGUUGAUAUAUUACCUCAGGAGAAGCCACCUGCUCCCGUGGCACAACAAAAGAAGCCAGUAAAAGGAAUGCUCAAGGCCAUGUUUCGUAAAAAGUCUUCUGAAUCAUCUUCUUUGGACAAAGAAUACAUGGAGCCAGAUGUGGUAGUGGAGGUGUAUGAGGAAGGCUCUGCUAUGCUUUCAGAGAGAUUAGAGACAAAAUAUCCACUCUGCAAUAUGUUCAAGUUGUUCAUAUGUGCGGUAUGUCAAGUAGAAAUAAAACCUGGAGAGGGUAUUUCAGUACACGAGGGUGCAUCAAACCCUCAAAACUCGCGCCCAUGGGACGGACCUUUCCUUUGCUUUAGUUGCCAGGAGAAGAAAGAAGCCAUGGAAGGAAAAAGAUCAUCAGAUAGACAUAGCAGCGGAAGUGACGAAUGA
This is a messenger RNA of Lathyrus sativus (Indian pea), 1287 nucleotides long. The record is from the annotation of a GenBank genome assembly. NCBI's taxonomy places the organism in Eukaryota, Viridiplantae, Streptophyta, Magnoliopsida, Fabales, Fabaceae.